GGCGCGUCCCCCGCCGGUCCUCUUGGUGCGACCCGGGCGGCCCCGAGCACUGGCGGCUAGGUGGGGCGUGCAGGGCGGCGCCAGCGCAGUCUGCACCAUGGCUUACCCCGGGCACCCCGGCGCCGGCGGCGGGUACUACCCAGGUGGGUAUGGAGGGGCUCCCGGAGGGCCUGCAUUCCCUGGACAAACUCAGGAUCCGCUGUAUGGUUACUUUGCUGCAGUAGCUGGACAGGAUGGACAAAUAGACGCGGACGAGUUGCAGAGGUGCCUGACGCAGUCGGGCAUUGCUGGAGGGUACAAACCUUUUAACCUGGAGACUUGUCGGCUUAUGGUUUCAAUGCUGGAUAGAGAUCUGUCAGGCACGAUGGGUUUCAGUGAAUUUAAGGAGCUCUGGUCUGUCCUGAAUGGCUGGAGGCAACACUUCAUGAGUUUUGACAGCGACAGGAGUGGGACAAUAGACCCUCAAGAACUGCAGAAGGCGCUGACAGCAAUGGGAUUUCGGUUGAGUCCCCAGGCCGUGAAUUCAAUUGCAAAACGAUACAGCACCAAUGGGAAGAUCACCUUCGAUGACUACAUCUCCUGCUGCGUCAAGCUGCGUGCCCUCACAGACAACUUUAGACGACGGGAUUCUGGGCAGCAAGGUGUUGUGAAUUUCCCGUAUGAUGAUUUCAUUCAGUGUGUCAUGAGCAUUUAAACCGAGAGGAAGCGCAGACGCGUGACCGACAUUCCCCCGGGAGUUCUGGCUGGCUCUCGCCCCUCGCCUGCAGGAACGCAUGGGAACUUGCCUCGCCACUUGUCCUUACCAGUUGCUGUGAAAGUGUAUUACUUUAUGUACCUCUGUAGUUUUUGUUUUCAGUUUAGAUAAUAAAGUCUGAAAUUUUAUUAAGAUCAGUUCUGCUAAACCAUUUAGAAUUUCCUUGAGCCACUGUCAUAUGCUUUAUUUUCUUGCUAAACCUGUUUUAUGUAAUUGCAGGCAUGCAAAGUGUUGACGGCACGUUAUAGAUUUUCCAUUGCAAGAUACUAAAGCCUUUUCACCAGGCCACAGCCGUGGUCAUUCCUCUCCUAGAAGGGCUUUUGCAUGGUAUUGAAAGCUUGAUGUGUGGAGCAUUCUUAUCACGUAAAAUGGUUAGACCUACUUGGAUACAAAAAAGACCGUGGUGACCCAGGCCAGGGUUCACCUUCAUGGACACUUAGCACAGGCUGUAGGGCUGACAGAUGUCUUCAUGGCUGUGUGAGUGGACAGGACCAUGAGUGACUAUUUUCUGCCUUUUGAAAACCUACUGAAUAAUGUGAGUGGCAAAUACUGUCACCAAGAUCUUGUUAUCAUCCACAUAGACCUUUGUGAAUCAUCCUUAAAAACUUUGUACCUUACGAGCUUAACUAUGUAAAAAAGAAAGUUAAUAGAAAAAGACUAAGGGACUAUAUGAAAAUUUUAACUAUGAUUAUUUUGACUAAUAGAAUUCCAGGUGAUUCCGUUUCCUUUAUGCGUUUCAGUAUCCUCUGGACUUCAUAUAAUGUGUGCUCCCCCUUUAAAAACAGAUGUUAAUUUUUUAAAUACUGAUGCUUCCAUUUUGAUAUGCCCCGUGUCCACACACUGACAAGGACAGCAGAAGGUCUGGAAAGAGUGCACCGAAACGUGGACGGGACUGCCUGCCCCUGGGAGGCAGAGUCCUGAGUUCAUUUUCUUCCUGCUGCUUUCAGAAGGUUCUCUGAUAAGCAAAUAUUACAUUUAUACUGGAAGAUUUCCUAUUUUAUAGAAAAAUUGUAAACCAUGAGCUCUUAAGUAACAUCUGGAUUCUAAUGCUGACUGUGCCUCUAAUGAUAUAUGUGGUUUGAUCAUUUCAGAUAAUCUCAGAGCCUGAGUUCCCCCAUCUUUGAAAAGGAGAUAACUCUUAACCUCCUGGGAUAAAUCUGAAUAUGAAAAAUGUGUUGGUAUAAUAAACACCAAUAAUGUUUCUGUUUCUUGCAUUUAAA
Phyllostomus hastatus (greater spear-nosed bat) is the source of this 1974-nucleotide messenger RNA. RefSeq names its product sorcin (gene SRI). The coding region runs from base 98 to 694 and encodes 198 amino acids. The record is from RefSeq and is a predicted model, not a curated record. NCBI's taxonomy places the organism in Eukaryota, Metazoa, Chordata, Mammalia, Chiroptera, Phyllostomidae. The transcript is spliced from 8 exons. Gene Ontology annotation, molecular function: calcium ion binding.